AUGAAAAACAUUUAUUGCGAUGCUUGGGCCAUUGGAUAUGAUGAAAGAUGGGGCGCAUCUAAAAGGUUGCAACAAGCAUUGAUGUACUGGAGAUCAAACGAGAAUGACUCGCAAUACUCUCAUCCAUUGGAUUUCUGUCCUAUUGUUGAUAUGAAUGCAGGGAAAGUUAUUUACAUCGACAUUCCAAAUAGGAGAAGAAAAGUAUCCAAGCAUGAGCAUGCUAACUUCAAUCCGGACUAUGUCAAAGACAAAUUUGGAACUAAGGAAAAUCCGUCGGGUUAUAGAACAGAUUCUAAACCAAUAAACAUUACUCAACCCGAAGGUGUCUCUUUUAAAUUUGACGGCAAUAUUAUUGAAUGGUCAAACUUUAAGUUUCAUAUUGGUUUCAACUAUAGAGAAGGGAUUGUUUUAAGUGAUGUUUGUUACAACGACCAUGGCAAAGUUAGACCCAUUUUCCACAGAAUCUCAUUGGCGGAAAUGAUAGUUCCUUAUGGUUCACCUGGCUAUCCCCAUCACCGUAAACAUGCAUUAGACAUUGGGGAAUAUGGUGCAGGGCAUUGUACAAACCCGUUAUCAUUGGGAUGCGACUGUAAAGGAGUCAUUCAUUACAUGGAUGCACAUUUCCCUGAUAGAGAUGGUGAGCCUAGUACUAUUAAGAAUGCUAUAUGUAUACACGAAGAAGAUGAUGGGGUUUUAUUCAAGCAUUCUGAUUUUAGAGAUGACUUUCAAACCACUAUUGUUACCAGAGGUACCAGAUUAAUUAUUUCCCAAAUAUUCACAGCUUCAAAUUAUGAGUACUGCUUAUAUUGGAUAUUUAGACAAGAUGGUACUGUUAAAUUAGAAAUUAGAUUGACUGGCAUUUUAAACACAUAUAUUUGUGCAGAAGAUGAAGAUGUUGGACCUUGGGGGACACAAGUUUAUCCUCAAGUUAAUGCACACAACCACCAGCAUUUAUUCUCCCUUAGAAUCCAUCCUAGAAUAGAUGGAGAUAAUAACUCAGCCGCUACAAGUGAUUGCAAACAAUCCCCACUUCCUUUAGGUUCUGAGGAUAACAAAUACGGCAAUGCAUUCUACAAUGAAAAAACUACAUUUAAAACAGUUGGCGAUUCUUUCACUAACUUUGAAUCAUCUACUGCAAGAACUUGGGAUAUUUUCAAUCCAAAGUCUAUCAAUCCUCACUCUGGAAAACCAGCAUCUUACAAGUUGGUCUCAACAUUUUGUCCUCCCGUUUUAGCUAAAGAAGGUUCGCUUGUUUGCAAAAGGGCUCCUUGGGCUUUGAAUUCGACUCAGGUUGUUCCAUACCACGACGAAGAUUACGGUUAUGGUAGAUUGUAUCCAUCUGGUGACUUCGUGUGUCAAUGGGAUGGAGAUUCUGUGCAAGGUAUGAAUAAGUGGUUGGGUGACGGUAAAGACAACGUAGAAAAUACAGACAUCGUGUUUUUCCAUACAUUCGGUAUCACACAUUUUCCAGCGCCGGAAGACUUCCCUGUUAUGCCAACGGAAAUUUUUGAUCUUAUGUUACGCCCAAGGAAUUUUUUCACUGAGAAUCCUUGUCUUGAUGUGAAGCCAUCCUACGUAAGAACUACUACACAAGUGAAGAAUGGCAUGAAUGGCACAAAGGUAAGCUCUUUGGGCGUUGAUAAUAGUUCUAGGUUGGCUUUUAGUAAAACCUCAUCUGAAUCUUGUUGUUCUAAAUAG
Molecule: messenger RNA, 1698 nt
Organism: Debaryomyces fabryi
Lineage: Eukaryota; Fungi; Ascomycota; Pichiomycetes; Serinales; Debaryomycetaceae
Gene: AMO1
Product: Amo1p
Exons: 1
Coding region: 1-1698 (565 amino acids)
Biological process (GO): amine metabolic process
Molecular function (GO): primary methylamine oxidase activity; quinone binding; copper ion binding
Source: RefSeq, a predicted model, not a curated record